ACCAAGCAAAGACAAAGGAGACGGAGCUGCCAAAAGGUAAUAGAUGACUUAGAGUGGAGGUGUGAGGUCUUUACCCACCUGGAGCUACUGAAAGACCCGCAGGUUUGUUCUUGCUUGCAACUGGAUGCCUAGAGGUGGUCUUUGGUCUUCCACAAGAAGAUGCCAUGACGGCCACAAGUGGACCAAAUCGGAAGAUGAUGAACCUUCAACUGCGGCUCAACCAACUCAUCCUCGCAUUCUUUUGUGUUUCUUUUACAGGGGCGUCAGAAAUAGAGCGGCAGCUCCAUCAGAAGAUCUUUACGAACUACAACCUGAAGGUGCGGCCCGCUCAGUACUGGGAGGAGAGAGUGAUGGUGCGGGUGGGGAUGACCCUUUCCCAGCUCGUCAGCUUGAAUGAGAAGAACGGAGAGAUGACGACCAACGUUUUCAUGAAUCUGGAGUGGAGAGACUACCGCUUGUCAUGGGACCCAGAGGAUUAUGACAACAUUAGUGUUUUGAGGAUUCCUGCCAACAAGGUGUGGCGUCCUGAUAUCUACCUCAUAAACAACAAUGACGGUCAGUUUGAUGUAGCUCUGUAUGUCAACGUCUUGGUGUACAAUGACGGCACAGUCAACUGGCUCCCGCCGGCCAUCUACCGCAGUUCUUGCUCUAUCCAGGUUGCAUAUUUCCCCUUCGACUGGCAAAACUGCAGUAUGAUAUUCCGCUCAUAUACCUACGACGCCUCGGAAGUGGAAUUGCAGUAUUUUCUGGAUGAUGAAGGCAAGGAGAUCCAGGAGAUUGUCAUAGAUGAGAACGCAUUCACGGAGAACGGGGAGUGGGCCAUAUGUCACAAACCCUCGAGGAAGAACAUCAAGGACGACCUGUAUGAGGACAUCACCUUCUACCUGAUCAUCGAGAGGAAGCCUCUGUUCUACAUCAUCAACAUCAUCGUUCCCUGCAUUCUCACAAGCGUCCUGGCUAUUUUUGUCUUCUACCUUCCCCCUGGAGCAGGCGAGAAGAUGACCCUUUCCAUUUCGGUCCUGAUUGCCUUGACUGUCUUCAUGCUCCUGCUGGCGAACAAGGUCCCCGAGACAUCGCUGGCCAUUCCCAUAAUUGUCAACUACGUGAUGUUCACCAUGAUCCUCGUCACCUUCUCUGUCAUCCUGAGCGUGGUCGUCCUCAACUUGCACCACCGCAGCCCAAGCACGCACAUCAUGCCCAACUGGGUUCGGAAGCUCUUCAUUGACUUCCUGCCAAAGUACAUUGGGAUGACCCGACCAGAGCCCGACGAGUGUCUGCUGAAAGACGAGUCUUGCAACGAAACCCCCGUACCCACCUUCAACGGACGUCAGCCCGGAGGGGAGUACUUCUUCCGCAAGAUCAACCCCGAUCUUGUCAUACCCUGGAGAGGCAGGUGUGACAGUCCUGUGCAGCUUCAGAGGCUUCCUGAAGCAGACGGAUUCUGUCUGAUUCUUCCUCCCAACCUGAAGUCAGCCAUUGCCGCCGUGACUUACAUGGCAGAGCAACUGAAGAAGCAAGACACGGAUGAUUCGAUAACAGAGGACUGGCAGUUCAUCGCCCUGGUGGUGGACCGUCUCUUCCUGUGGCUCUUUGUCGUCAUCACCACGUUGGGCACCUUGGCCAUGUUCUUGGAUGCCAGUUUCAACUACACGCCAGACAACCCCUUCCCAUAAGGGGGCGCCAAACCGCCCUUCAUACAAACAAUGCAUCCAAGGGGUCAUGUUGUUGCUUUGUACUUCCAACGCAGCUCAACAUAAGACUUUUCCAUUAUCGUGUUUGUUAUUAUCAACAAAAAUGUCGCCUAUCAGUCAUAAAAAUAUGUCAUUAUGUUAGGUAAUUAACUUAAACGAUGCUAUGUGUCCAUUAUUUAUGUUUAAAAGAUAAGAAUACACUGUAAAUGCUAAUAAUGAUAAGAAUAGAGUGUUUGGCAAGUGCAGGUUGUGGUGUAGGAGUUUGCCCGCUAGAGGGGAGCAUUGAACCUGCAUUUCAAAGUACAUGGACCACAGAAGUUCCAUAGAGAACAUAGAAGCAACUCUUUGUUAGUUGAUUGCAGGGCAAAGUGGCAAAAACAAUUACAAGCUAUCUCUGCACUUUCAUUUCCUUAUAACAACACAAAUUAAACGCUUUAAUCCAAAGGUUUAUGCACUACAGACCCAGCAGCUUGCUUUUAGGCACACAACAAAACACUCCAGGACAUUAAUUGGCUUCCAAAGUGUGUGAUGUCAUUAGCUGUUUUUCCUGCUUGCUGAUGUGCAGCGACAGAGCGAGUGUUCACACGGUGCAAAUAUGUCUUUAAUAAGAGAAAAGAAGGCCUCUCUCUGUCUCCAGAGGACCACAGUCCACUGGUCCCUGUCCCGCUUCUGGUUCAACACUAAAGUUACAUAAGAGCCUCCAGCGAGGAGGAUACUGAGCGUGAAGCAAAAGGGCGCCGUCCCCCUCAUUUG
This is a messenger RNA of Dunckerocampus dactyliophorus (ringed pipefish), 2444 nucleotides long. It is a transcript of the gene chrnb1l, whose product is annotated as cholinergic receptor, nicotinic, beta 1 (muscle) like. Gene Ontology annotation, molecular function: transmembrane signaling receptor activity; acetylcholine-gated monoatomic cation-selective channel activity. Gene Ontology annotation, biological process: nervous system process; signal transduction; monoatomic ion transmembrane transport. The record is from RefSeq and is a predicted model, not a curated record. Lineage: Eukaryota; Metazoa; Chordata; Actinopteri; Syngnathiformes; Syngnathidae. Bases 165 to 1673 code for a protein of 502 amino acids. The transcript has 11 exons. Gene Ontology annotation, cellular component: postsynaptic membrane; neuron projection; synapse.